UCUUUAGUAAUCUUUGGGUUUCCGAUUAUUUCUUCCACCACGGUCCCUCCCCAAAAACGCCGGCCGGGAUGGCCGCUCUCGGUUCUCUGGGUUUUCUGUCCUGCUCUGUCCUCUCUGUACAUACCACAGUAUAUUCUUUCUUAUACUGUGGUACAUAGGGUACAUACAUACAUUACAUACAAGUAACAACGGCUUACGUUUACGCAAUUAUAGAAAGAGCUUUGACGAACUUUAUACAUACCACUUUGCACGUGACAUUGUUUACUAUUUCAACGCACAACUAUUGAAUUGUGGUCGCGAAUUAUGACGGAACAGUAUCUAAAAUCUAUAAAAGUAGGAUUUAUCGGAGGCGGAAAUAUGGCCUGUGCUAUAGGCGCUGGUUUAAUUCGUAAAGGUAUAUUGAAUCCAGAUAAUGUCUGGAUUUCCAGCCGCACAAACAGAACACAUGAAUUUUGGAGGGAUCUAGGAGUUCAUCCAACGUUAAAGAACAAUGAAGUCAUAAGCAACUGUAACAUCAUAUUUCUGACAGUGAAACCACAAAUGUUGGAUGAUGCACUUGAAACUCUCAAAAGCCUACAACAGGGCCAGGAAAUAAGUAAUGAAGUUCCCACAAGCAUAAAACCAGACAGCAAGCUUUUUAUUUCAGUGCUGGCUGGAGUAACUCUUGAUACUUUGCAUACUAAACUUUAUGCAAUCAUAAAUUUUCCAAAAAUAAUAAGAGCCAUGCCAAAUACACCCAUGAUGAUUGGAGAAGGAAUUACAAUUUAUUCCAGUAAAAAUGCUGAGGCCAAAGAUCUAGAACUGGUAGAUACAUUAUUCUCUUACAUUGGCAUGAGUCAAAAUGUUCCAGAGAAUCUUAUAAAUAGCAUUGGUGGUUUGUCAGGAAGCGGCCCCGCAUUUGCAUAUCUCGUCAUAGAGGCAUUAGCGGAUGGAGCUGUAAAAAUGGGUGUGCCAAGACCAAUGGCAACUAAAUUUGCGGCACAGGUGCUAGUAGGGGCUGGAAAAAUGGUACUUGAAACUGGACGACAUCCCGGCCAGUUAAAGGACGAGGUCUGUUCAGCUGGUGGUACUACUAUUACUGGUGUUCACGCUAUGGAAGUAAGAGGAGUCAGAGGAUCUCUGAUGAAUGCUGUCGAGGCUGCUGUGAAUAAAACGAAUGAACUGUCUAAGUUAAAAUAAUUCUUUUUAGUUAAUUGAGGUGAGUAGAUGAAGUAAAUGUAUGAUAUUUAUGUAUGAUAUUAUUACUUAUAUAAGCUAUUUAAAUAUUUAAAGAUAUUAGUUUCAUGUAAUGCAAUAUAAAUUUUUUUUAUUUUAUCUUUGGGAACCUCAGUAUAGUUAAUUUUGAUAUUAAAAGUGUGUAUAAUAAAUACUUAUAAAUCACUUAUUUGAGAAAUAACACAAGUCAAUUUUUGUUAAAAUUUAAAUAUUAGGGAAUUCUCACAAGUAAGAUAUACAAUUUCCUUUAUACAAUGUAAUAAAAUCAAUACGACUAUGAAAAAGUUUGUUGUUAUUAUCAUAGUCGGUUUUUCGAAAAAAAAGAGAAAAAUUGAUUUUUUCUAUAUAUUUUAAAUUUUAUUUUAUAAUUUUUCUCAAAAGAAUCUUCACAUUCUUAGAAAAGUUAUUAGAUUUACAGAAUUUCCUAAUUUAAAAAAACCUAUUUUAUACGGGUUCCGUAUAAUGAUUUUUUACUUACAAUGUUUCUCAAAUCCAUAUAGACAGUGUAUUGUUCUAUCAACUACCUCAAAAAAAAAUAUUACAAACUAUAAUAAAUUUAUUUUGUAAAAGA
This is a messenger RNA of Solenopsis invicta (red fire ant), 1786 nucleotides long. RefSeq names its product pyrroline-5-carboxylate reductase 2 (gene P5cr). The transcript is spliced from 6 exons. Lineage: Eukaryota; Metazoa; Arthropoda; Insecta; Hymenoptera; Formicidae. Gene Ontology annotation, molecular function: pyrroline-5-carboxylate reductase activity. Gene Ontology annotation, biological process: L-proline biosynthetic process. The record is from RefSeq and is a predicted model, not a curated record. Bases 304 to 1179 code for a protein of 291 amino acids.